AUGAGGGAAGGCUUUUGCCUUAUGGACAGAAAACUUGAGUUCCGUCAAUUCAAUGCAAAUUUUACAAAUCUUGGAGCCACUGGUCGCCACGGUCCAACAUCAAUUGGUCAAUUUUACAAUGGUCAGGAUCACGUAAAUAUGGUAAACGUAUCAAAAGGUAUCCAGUAUUCGACAGUGCCUUACACUGGAACUUAUGAAGUUACUGCUGUCGGUGCACAAGGCGGUUACGACAAACUUGGCUCUACAUACAGAGGUCGUGGAGCUUAUAUGAAAGGGGACUUUGAACUAAACAAAGGAGAAAUUAUAAAAAUUCUGGUUGGGCAAACGGCACCCGUCAAUACCCGUGCCUAUACAUCAGGAGGUGGCGGUGGUUCUUUUGUUGCUAGGAACAACAAUGUACCCCUACUGGUUGCUGGAGGUGGUGGUGGUAUAGAACACCUGAAGAAACGUUUAGAUAACUGUGAUGCGAGCACUAAAAUAUCUGGAAAAAAUAACAAAUGCGUCAUACCUUGUAAAAACUGGGCUGGAGGAGUAAAUGGACAUGGAGCUAAGCAGGCAGACUCAGAUAAUUCAGGUGGUGGUGGAGGUGGAUUUUACAGCAAUGGAAGAAGUAGUAAACAGUUUGGUGGUAAGUAUGGAAAUGGAGGAGAAGGAGGUUUUGCUUUUAUAAAUGGAGGAGCAGGAGGACGUGCCUGGUAUAACAAUGCUGUUGGUGGAUUUGGAGGUGGUGGUGGAGCAUAUGGUAAUGGUGGAGGACCAGGUGGUGGAGGUGGUUACUCAGGUGGAGCAUCCGGAGAAAAUGUGUACGGAUCUUGUGGUGGUGGUGGUGGAUCUUAUAAUGGAGGAAAAAAUCAAGUGAACAAGUCAGCCUUUAAUGACAAAGGAGACGGAUAUGUCAUUAUCACUCGAAAGAGGUAGAUUAAAUCCUCUUAAAGUUGUGUAUUUUUUUCGUAAAAACACUUUAGUAUCUUGUUGUAUAGUUUAGAACUGUUUAAGACAACAUUUUUCGAAAUAAUAGUUUGCCUAUCUGUUAAGACACAAAUUGUGGUAGUCAACGUGAAUCAGCAUGAUAUUUACCUAUAUCUCUAAAUACGAGUAAAAUUUUUGUGUAUUGAUAACAUUGUUGUCAAAUUACAAUUUUUAUGUAAUAAGACUUCACAGCUGCAUCAGGGGUAAGUUUUUUUUCCUCCAAUGCCAUAGUCUAAAUUUUGAUUGUGAACAUACUCUUUAAAUAAAUAUUUUCAAAGCUU
Molecule: messenger RNA, 1250 nt
Organism: Xenia sp. Carnegie-2017
Lineage: Eukaryota; Metazoa; Cnidaria; Anthozoa; Malacalcyonacea; Xeniidae
Product: keratin, type II cytoskeletal 2 epidermal-like
Exons: 4
Coding region: 1-918 (305 amino acids)
Source: RefSeq, a predicted model, not a curated record